AUGAGGGAGGAAGCCGAACGAGAGGAGCGGGAGCUCGAGCGGGCGCGAGAGGAGCGAAGGCUGGCCAGGCGCCAGAAAGCGCUCGAGGAGCGUAAGGCCGGGCGCGAACAGCUCAAGACGGGGCAGGCCAAGGGGCGACCCAGGGCAGUCGGAAGCGAUGGAAAACGACGUUCAACGCAGAACGACGAAGAGGAAGAGGAAGGCGAAGGCCGCGCUGAAGAGGAAGAAGCCAAGAAAAAGGUGGGAAAGAAGGGAUCUACGCAGGACAGACGGAAGGUCGAGGAUGACGAAGAGGAGGAGGAGGAGGAAGGCACCAGGAAAAAGGCGAAAAAGGAAACGAAUCAGGCAAGGAGAAAGGAGAAGGAAGACGAGGAAGAGGAGGAGGAAGAAGAUGACGACGAGGAGGACGAGGAGGACGAGGAGGACGAAGGCGCCAAGAAAAAGGGGAAGAAGGAAACGACGCAGGCAAGACGAAAGGAGAAGGAAGAUGAGGAGGAAGACGAGGAAGACGAGGAAAAGGAAGAAGACGACGACGAGGAAGAGGAAGAGGAUGGACAAGAUAAGGAUUUCUCGGAGCAGGAAGAACUGCGCAACGACGAUGCGAUGGACGAAGAAGCAGAGGAGGAUCCAGUGAAGCUGAGCGAUGAGGACGAGGAGAUUGUUCGCAAAGCGGCCAAGGCGGAAUCGCCAUUCAAGGUGCCCUCGUCGAAGUCUAGCGUUGUGGACCUUACUGGUGGUGAUGAUGAUGAGGAUUUCGAGAUGAGCCCGAUCAAGCGCUCGGCCACGCGCUCCUCCAAUCUGCGGGAGUUCUUCGGGGUGAAGGAGAGAAGCCCGAAGCCCGUGAAGAGGAGGCGCGGGCGGCCAAGGAAGAAGCGCGAUGAUGACGAUGACUUCCACUUGAUCGAUGACGACGAGCUUGGCAGCGACGGUGAAGAUGAAGAUGAGGAAGAGCCCGUCGUCAGGAAGAGGAACGACUCACUCCUUGAUGACUCGCAAACCGAGGAGCCGAUGACGUCCUUCUUCCUCAACCAAGAUCGUUACGACGCGUCGCAGGGCGAGGACUCGCCCGCGCCCGCGCCUCCUCCGCGGAGGGGCAGGCAGCUCACUGCAAUGGAGCGCAAGGCCGAAAUUGCCAAGCAGAUGAUGCAGAACGGAAUGAACCUCAACCAGGCCGUGAGCGCGGUGAUGGCCGCGGAUAAGGAGGGAGCCGGCGGAAAGGGAGCAGCCGAGCCGCCCGAAGGCGAUGACGACGUCUUCCAAUCCGAGGAGGCGAUGGUCUACGCUGGAUACAAGCCCCAGAUUCCCAUCUUCUGCACCCAUCCAGCCAACAUCGUGGAAGCUGCGACACUGGCUUCGGCGCAGCCGCCGGAGCCGACAUAUAAGCCAAAACUGCCGCCGGCGUGCACCGAAAAGGGAGAAAAAUCUCUUUUGUCCACCCUCCAAUACGAAACCGUGGUGAUGGUGGGCCAACGGCACGAAAAGAUGCUACUGAACCAGACGCGCGCUGGCUACUUCUGCGGAGAUGGCACGGGCGUGGGCAAGGGACGCCAGAUCGCCGCGAUCAUCGCUGACAACUUUUUGAAGGGGAGGCGCAAGUCGGUUUGGUUCUCCGCCAGCAACGGUUUGGCCAAGGACGCCCGACGAGAUCUUGAUGAUGUGGGCUGUGGCAAAAAUGGGAACUACUACAUUCCGUUGUACACCAUGCCCCUGGACAUCACCCACACCAUCCCCGCUGAUUCGGACGGAGUCCUGUUCGUGACCUAUAGCAUGCUGGUGAGCAAGACCACCAGGAAAAAGAAGACCUACUCGCGGUUCAAUCAGCUCGUCAAGUGGUGCGGUCCCGACUUCGAAGGCUGCAUCGUCUUUGACGAGGGCCACUUCGCCAAGAAUUUGAAGGUGGGCAAGAGCCAGGGUUCGUCUCAGGCAGCGCUCAAGGUGUCAGAGCUGCAGGACACUCUGUCCCUCGCCAGGGUGGUGUACGUGUCGGCGACGGGUGCGACCGAGCCCAAGCACAUGGCCUACAUGACCCGACUGGGCUUGUGGGGUCCGGGCACGGCCUUUGCCGACUUCCGCGAUUUCCACAAACGCAUCGAUGAGGCAGGAGUGGCAGCCAUGGAGAUGGUGGCCAUGGAGAUGAAAGCUUUGGGCAUGUACUGCAGUCGACAUCUGUCCUACGAGGGCACAACGUUUGAUGUAAUCGAGCACUCCCUCACCGUCAAGGAAAAGGCGAUGUACAACGCGGCAGCCAGAUUCUGGCAAGACCUGGUGACCGACUUCCUCAACGCGCAUGCCGAAGCGGGACCGGUUAAGGGCAAGCGCACAAAUGCCAAGGCGCUUCUGUGGGGCGCUCACCAGCGCUUCUUCCUACAGAUGUGUCUGGCCGUCAAGGUGCAAGACUGCGUUAAGUUGGUCAAGGAAGCUCUAGACAAAGAUUGCGCUGUAGUCAUCGGCCUGUUUUCCACGGGCGAGAGUGUGAUGGACCAUCAGGCGGGCGAUGAGGUCGAUGAUAUUGACUCGGCGCCCAGUCUACUGCUAAAGCGACUACUCGAGGAGCGCUCAAAGCUCAUCAUGGGCUGCUGUCUGAACAGCUUCCCCACGACCAACAACUUGACGGGCAAGGAGAUGCCCAACUGGGUGGCCAAGAGAAAACACUACCUGAAGCGCCUGGAGGAGAUGGACCUGCCGGCCAACCCGCUCGACGACCUGAUCGACAGGCUAGGUGGUACGGACGAGCUCGCCGAAAUGACAGGGCGAAGCAAGCGAUUGGUGCGCGUGGGCGACCGGUUCGUCAUCGAGCGAAGGGAGUCUAAGGUGGACAACAUUGAAGAACGAAACCUGUUCAUGGAUGCAAAGAAGGACAUCGCCAUCGUGAGCGAGGCCGCUUCGAUCGGUAUCUCACUGCAGGCCGACAAGAGCUGCAAGAACCAGAAGCAGCGUGUACAUAUCGUGCUGCAGCUGCCAUGGGCCGCCGACAAGGCUGUGCAGCAGCUCGGCCGGACCCAUCGAUCGCACCAACGCACCGCGCCCUUUUACAAGCUCCUUAUCACCGAUCUGGGAGGAGAACGACGUCUGGCUUCGACAAUUGCCGGUCGCUUGGCUUCACUGGGCGCGCUGACCAGCGCCGACCGGCGGGCUGGUGCCGCCUCGCGCACGCUCUCCGUCUACCUGCUGCAGCCCAAAUAUGCACGCGAGGCGAUUUCUCGGCUGGCGACUGCCAUGUACGAUGCGGAGCGGAAGCUGGCUAUCGCGCAAACGCAUGGCCGUCCGCAGUACGCCGGACCCUCGGCAGCCGCUGGCACCGCUGCGCUGCCGCUCACCAACAACCCAACGGGCUUUCAGCCCGCUACCACGGCUGCCGCUGGCCGGGGUCCAGGGCGCUAUGGCCGCCCGCCCAUCCCUGGGACGUCGCAGUUUAGCAUCGCUUCGCCGACGGCUCCACCCCAGCCUGGGGAGUCUGCGCCCGCGCAGACUCAGGAGGCACAGCAGCAAGACAAACAAACUUGCCGACUGGCUGAGAUCAAGCCCAAGGCGGAAAGUCUGUCACUGGUCGAGGUUACAGGAACAAACGACAAAGUGAAGAACUUUCUCAAUCGGUUGUUGGGAUUGGAGGUGGAAGACCAGAUCCUCAUAUUCCAGCUCUUCACCAACUACUACGAAAUGGAGGGCCUAAUCGAGAUUGCGCAGGUGAAUGAGGCCAUCAAGGCUGGCACCUUCGACGACGGCGUGUUCGAUCUGCAGGGUCAGUUGGUGAAGAAGACCGUCGUGUACAUGGAUCCCAACAUCAACAUGCGGAAGAACGAGGAGAAGGACACCGGAACCUCAACCGCCACCGCUGAGGAGGAAGAACAGCAACAUCGACGCAAGCAACAGUUUACCGAACUCUUUGUAAUCGAGGUAGACCGCGGUCUCAAGUGGGACGACGCCCUGCGGUCCUACCAAGCCACCAUCGCAUCCGCACGCGAUCCGCGACAAUCCGAUACGGGUUUCUACACCAACGACAGGUCUGGGAACAUCGUGCUUGCGGUUCAGAAGGGCACCACCGCGUUCUUCCACAUCACCAGGCCGCAUUUGGGUCAUCAAAGAACUGCCAUCCCGCGAUCAGAUCUCCGAACGAACUACACGAAAGUCACUAACAUGCGGCGGGCCGAGAAGAUGUGGAUCGAGAAAUACAGCUCCACAAACGACGUGGGCCUGGGUAACCGGCUGCUACGCAAGAACAUUCUGGUCGGCUCUGUCCUGCCCACCUUCAAGGUCCUCCAGGAGGAACUGGAGAAAGGUGUGGCGAAGAAAAAGGACGCGCGGAUCCAGAUCGUGCGUGCCAUCGUGCACGCCAAACCUUCAACAGCGAAGGGAAAGGAGCGAGAGGAUGCCGACGCUGCUGCGCCGCAGCACAAGAUCGUCGGCAUCCUCAUCCCGCCGGGCAAGGAGCAUAACGUCAUCCGCAGUCUGCAACAGCACGAAAUUCAACGGCACUUGGAGAAUCGUAAGCAACGCUUGAUUCGGGGCCUCGCCAAGCUGACCCAACGCGAGCAGUGGCGGUUCGUUGGCGAUGUGGAGGAGAUCGCGGACCCCUUGUGCAUGCGAUACCUAGCGGGCGAUGACCUCAUCAACGCUGCGGCUGCGAAGAAGAAGCAAUCGGGGCCAUCAACGGCGAUUACGACGGAGCGCAUCACGCUGCGUGCUGUGCUGCAGCAGCUCAAGGAGUACGAUAAGCGGCGAAUGGCGCGCGAAAACGAGCUGAUCGAAGCCCUCAAGGCGGGAGCACCUGCCGCGAUCAAGGCCGACCCUGCCAAGCUCGACGCCCACGUCGCCGCGCUGCGGGCGCUUUGCCCUCGCACCUUCAUCAACUUUGUCAAUGGCACGGCCAACACGUCAGCCAGUCAGACAGCCUACAGCAUGUUGGUGACGCAGGUCGAGGAAGAACGGAAGAAGAAGCGAACAACCGAGGUAGCGGCGCUUGGCAGGGAGCUGGCACCGCACUACACCACAUUCGACCUGAUCUCCUACCUCACCGCGGCCAAUCCACUCGUGAUCAACUAUAUCGAAAACCGACUGGCGGUCAGCGUAGCCCACAACACUCCGUACCCGCUCGAAUGGUAUUCGGUGGUUCCGAAAACCGCGCAGGAGAUCGUCGACAAGAUUGUCGCCCUUAAGUGCGCCCAUCAGCAGAAGCAAGCGCGACAGAAGGUGUUUGUGGACCUGCUGGCCCAGAAGGCCGCGGAUCUGACGAGACAAUUUGCCAUCCUUGUCACCCCUGACGACAUUAAGGAGGCCGACCCUCAGACGCUGGUCCACUUCAACAACACGCCGACUGCCGACCCGGCUGACACCGUCCACGCCCUGGCCCGACAUCUCGAGACGCAAACUGCUCUUCUGGCAUGGUUGCAGAAGCAACUGCAAGCCAAAGGGCCACUGCCCCUUGCUGCCCUUGAGCAGUACUUCGUGCGUGACUACAGGCUCCCGUUCAGUCAGUACUACCCGCGCGGGUUGAUGACCUUCAUCGUCACCCACUCCAGAUCUCUCGCGAUGCGCCAAGGCCGCGUUUACUGGCUGAACUCACGCUGA
This is a messenger RNA of Acanthamoeba castellanii str. Neff, 5565 nucleotides long. Its product is annotated as nuclear helicase, putative. NCBI's taxonomy places the organism in Eukaryota, Discosea, Longamoebia, Acanthamoebidae. Gene Ontology annotation, biological process: regulation of DNA-templated transcription. The transcript is spliced from 41 exons. Bases 1 to 5565 code for a protein of 1854 amino acids. Gene Ontology annotation, molecular function: chromatin DNA binding; histone binding. Gene Ontology annotation, cellular component: nucleus. The record is from RefSeq and is a predicted model, not a curated record.